AUUGUCUUAAAAACAUUUUUCAACUGAGUAGAAAUCAAUCAUAUUAUUAUGUGAUUUGUAAAGAGCACAGUAUUGGGAAAACUACAUUAACUAGAAAGGCAUUAAGAGAAGUAGGACAGGAAAUCAUAUAUGUUGAAAUUCCUGCUAAUAUAGAAAAUAUAAAGAAGUUUAGCAUAGCAUUUGAAGAAUCUCUUAACCUUGCAUUUGAGAAAUGUAUCUCUUUUACAGCAUAG
Messenger RNA from Funneliformis mosseae, 233 nucleotides. NCBI's taxonomy places the organism in Eukaryota, Fungi, Glomeromycota, Glomeromycetes, Glomerales, Glomeraceae. The record is from the annotation of a GenBank genome assembly.